This is a messenger RNA of Trichoplusia ni (cabbage looper), 2683 nucleotides long. Its product is annotated as dynein regulatory complex protein 11. The record is from RefSeq and is a predicted model, not a curated record. The transcript is spliced from 11 exons. Gene Ontology annotation, molecular function: ATP binding; ATP hydrolysis activity; protein binding. Lineage: Eukaryota; Metazoa; Arthropoda; Insecta; Lepidoptera; Noctuidae. Bases 204 to 2630 code for a protein of 808 amino acids.
AGUGUAUAGCGAGUAAUCAGUGCUACAGAUACGUUGAAAGAAAUAAUAGGAAUAGGUUUACUUACAAAAACAAGUGAUAACAUAUUACUAACUACUCUACUUAAGAGACAAUUUUAACAGCUGUUAGCAGCUCCAAUAGUAACUAACAAAGAGGACGAAGAAAAAUUCCAAAAAACAAGAAACAAGAAAAAAAGUAAGACACAAUGUCUAACAAAACCUACAACGAACUACUAAUCGAGACAUCAGAACUAAUAGGAGAAGCAACACAAGCAGAUGAGGCGGUGUUCGAAGCAGGAGAGGCAGACCGAAACACCUUACUCCCACUUCUUCUAGAACUAAGAGUAAGAUACACAGUGCUACUGUCCAGGCUUGACUCGGUCUACGAUCAGCUGUUGCAGCCGCAGAAGCGAAUGAUAGUCAAAAGACUGCUGGAGUCCUGCUUGGGAAGACUGAUAGAGAUAAAACAUGAUUUGGUUGAGCUACGCGUGUCCGAUCAUACUUUUGAUGAUGAUGAGGCUUUAGUCAAGCUUCAAGUAACGCCCCACGAAGCGGAACCAUGCAUUCCUCAGUUCUUCAUUCGGGAAAGAGCUGAAGAGAUUGAAAGUCGUCGGCAGUUUGUUCUUGAUACUUUAAGGAAACUGGGUUAUGAGCCUCCGAAGCCACAGCCUUUGGUGCUCACAGAACAACAGGCUGUCAUCAUCAUACAGAGUCAUGAAAGGGCGAGACAGGGGAGACUACGGGGACAGUUUAUGAAGGAAAUCCGUUUACUGAAAGAAAAAGGUCGAGACCAGAAAGGUGAGAUGUCAGCAGCCGCGGCUACAGCUAUCCAGAAGGUGUGGAGAGGAUUCCUAGCAAGAAGACUUACAAAGAGAAGGAAACAUGAGGAACAACUGCUGAUUGGGAUGCAACUGCCACCGUAUUCAGAGUCUGAGUCGAAAAAGAAAGCUGAAGAAGUCAAAGACUAUCGUCGAACAUUACAAAUGGAGAGAGAACAAGAGUACCAGACAGCACUAGUCACUAUUGAAGAGCAACUCCGUGCUCAGCAUGGAAUGAAGAUCAACGAGCAGAUCGGAGACGAGCUGAGGAGAUGGAUCAGGGAGUACUAUGAUAGAACUGGAAGGUUCCCCGAGAUGCCUUCUGAGGAAAGCGGUGGAAGCAGAGCUAUGUAUAGCCGGACAGGAACCGGCAUGGAUAGUGAAAUCAGUAAGUCUUCUCCCGUAUCAUCUAAAGAAUCUAAGAGAAGUAAGGAGAGUAAAGAUAAGAAGAACAAUAAAACCGAAGAAAAUAAUAAAAACAAAGAAGAACCGGAAGAUCUUACCGUUUAUAAGUGUGCUCCUUCUGCGUUCUUGAAAGAUAUGGUUGGAGCUAAUGAAGAGUAUGAAGACAUUUGGAAAUUCAAAGAUGAUAUAGAUAAUCCCCAUGAAAGAUACUACAAAGAUAUGAUCGAAAGAGAGAAAAUGGUGAAAAUAGAACAAGAAAUAAGAAAUAUUGUCGACGAAAUGAUGAGAAAUGAACUGGAGUUGCUACAAGCAGCUUUUGAUAGAGACAGGGCACAGAAAGGAAAAAAGUCGAAGAAGCAACAGAAAAAGGUCCGUCGUGGAGGCAAGAAAAACAAGAAAAAGAAGGAAAAGGACUUGACACCAGAUAGAACAACCGAAUCUUUAUUUGAAGAGCUCGUUGCUAACGGGAUUAUUCGUCCAUACCCACUUGUAAACAUUGAUGAUUUUGUAGGAGAGAAGUGUUAUAUAGGAUCGGCUACAACGGAGGAUGGAGUGGAGGCUUUGCCUUGCCUAGGCGAUGUUCGGCAGUUGGUGAAGGAAUACUGCAUAUUGCCCUUGGGUUCUGAGUUUGUUAGAAAUCAUGCUCCGUUGGUGAGAUCUGUUCUUAUCACAGGAGCUGCAGCAAGUGGCAAGAAAAUGUUGGUUCACGCAAUCUGCACAGAAGUCGGGGCUAUGUUAUUCGAUCUGACUCCAGCCAACAUUGUUGGCAAAUACCCUGGAAAGUCCGGCUUGAUAAUGCUCAUACAUUUGGUGAUGAAAGUGUCAAGACUUCUCCAACCAUCUGUUAUAUGGAUGGAUGAUGCUGAGAAGCCUUUUGUGAAGAAGAUACCAAAGACAGACAAGACGGACCCGAAACGAUUGAAGAAAGAUCUAGUGAAGAUCAUUAAAGGAAUAUGUCCAGAAGACAGAGUCCUCUUCAUUGGUACGACUAGAGCUCCUUGGGAUGCUGAACAAAAGCUAUUAUUUCAGUGCUAUCAGAAAAUAAUCCCGAUACCCAGAGCUGAUUAUGGAAGCAUAUCCUUGCUGUGGAGGACAAGGCUUCAUAAGGCAGGAGCAUUGAAUCCCAGGCUGGAGAUAUCUUGUCUGUCCAGAGUAUCAGAUUCCUAUACAAUGGGAACACUCUUGGCAGCGUUAGAUGCUGUGCUCACAACAAAAAGACGUCUCCAACUGCGUGUUCGCGCAUUAACAGCCGCUGAAGUGGCCGUCAAGCUCAGUUACUGGGAACCUGUGUAUGCUGAACAAGAAGCGGCUGCUGACUCCUGGUGGUACAAGACACCGAUGGAGAAGAGAAGACAAAAGAUCAUGCAAAGAUUGGAGGAAUUGCAAGCUGAAGUAGAAAAUGGAGGCUAAAAAAAGAAGAAAUUUAAAAUUCAUUUGAAAUAAUGACCUUUUGGCGAUUUUGA